Messenger RNA from Laccaria bicolor S238N-H82, 693 nucleotides. RefSeq lists its product as uncharacterized. The record is from RefSeq and is a predicted model, not a curated record. The coding region runs from base 1 to 693 and encodes 230 amino acids. NCBI's taxonomy places the organism in Eukaryota, Fungi, Basidiomycota, Agaricomycetes, Agaricales, Hydnangiaceae. The transcript has 2 exons.
AUGCCCCAUCGCAGGGCGCUAGGAGGCAGUCUAAUGUCUUCGACAAUCACACCCACAUUUACCGCCCCGCCAUCAGACUCUCCAUCGCCGACGAACGGCGGCAACAGUGGUGGAGGUAGCAGCAUGCAACGCGGCGCAAAUUACUUUUUCGGCUUCCUUAUCACCUUCGUCGUACUCCUCCUCUUAUUUAUCGGUUGUGGAAUUGGCUCAAGGCGGAGGUUCGCGCGGAGGCGGGCACUGUUCUUGGCAACGUUGGAUCCGCAGUGUAUGCCGAAAGAGAUGUUGCCGCCCAGGCCAUCGUUCUUCGAGACGCCUUUCGUGGCUUCGGAUGGCAAAAGUAGCUGGGACAAUUUAAAUCCGUUAUCCGUGAGAGUGGUGAGGAAGCAGACGGAAGAGCCUCGGAGUGGAGAUCAAUCCACACCAUCAGAAUUCAACGUGCCUCCGCCUGAAGGGCAAACUUCUCCUUCCUCUUCCAUGUUUCCGUCAUGGCUGCGACGACCGCGCCAUGCGGACGAAACACAAGCUUCUAACGAAUCCGAAGUAGAGCCCGAACCGCCGGAAUCCAUACAGGUUGCAGCCAUCAUUGGCAUGCCUACCUUAUCUCACAAAGAUGAUAACUAUCAUGACGAACGAUUACCGGAGUACCAGAUUGGUGUUGUGAAUUUGCCAUGGCGCGAGGGUAUGCCAUCUUAG